AUGAGUGCCCCACAAUUUGAGGAAAUAGAACCAGUAAUUGGGACCUCAACAUUUAAAUUAGAUAAUCAACCAGGAAGUAGUAUGGAUCAUUCAUAUCAUUAUAUAACAAAUUUAUUUGUUAUUUCAUUUGUUAUAUCAUUUAUAAUAACCCAUAAUUUUACUUUUCUCAUACUGACCAUUCUCUUAUUUUUUUAUUUAUGUUUUCCCUUAUUUUCCAUACUUUUUUAUUCUUUCACCAAAGGUAUCAAUUUGGAAGCAAUAUCAAAUUUUAGAUCGUUAGGUGGUAUACCAAUUGGAGAUGGCCAAAAUGUUGUAAGACCAGGAGUAGUAUGUAGAUCAGCAGGACCAACAAAUGCAACAGUUAGUGAUGAAUUUUGGUUAUUAGAAGUAUUAAAUAUAAAAACAUUAAUAGAUUUAAGAACAUCAUGGGAGAAUAAAACUAUAUCACCAGUUAGAAAGUUUGAAGAUAAUUUCAUACAAUAUUCAAUAAAAGAUGAUGGUAGACCGUCACCACCAUCUCAAAGAUCACAAAUUAGUAGUGAAUUAGCAAAUUCAAAAGGUAGUAAUUUAGGUAAUAGUGGUUUGGGUAAUAGUGGUUUGGGUAAUAGUGGCAUGGGUAAUAAUAAUUUGGGUAAUAGUGGCAUGGGUAACAAUAGUGGUUUGGGUAACAGCGGAAUGGGUAAUAAUGGUAAUAAUAAUUUAAAUAAUAGUGGUUUUAAUAAUAGUACCAAUGUUAAUGAAAAUAAUAAUUUAGGUGGUAGUUUGAGUAGUAAUAGUAAUAAUAAUGGUAAUAAAAGUCCAAAUUUGACAAGUAGCAAUAGUAAUGGUAGUGGUGGUGGUGUAAGUUUAAGAAAAUCAGGUGGAGGAAUCCCAGUUGCAAUUGAAAGAAAGAAUGAAAAACAAAAAGAUAUGGAGGAACAAAGAAAUGGUAUUUUAUGGAGAAUUUAUAAUAGAAAUUUGACACCAGAAGAAUUGACAAAAUUACGUUCACAUAGUAGUGGUGUUUUAAGAAAACGUUUUUGUAUACCAUUAAUUAAUAAUAAAUUUUUUUUAGAGGGUGUUUACGCAACUGCACCAAAUGAUACCAAAUUAAAAUGUAAUGCAGCUCGUUACCUCUUAUUCAAUGAUCAAAUCGGUGGUUACAUGUUAAUGAAUCAUCUAAAUGAUUUGGGUAUCAUAGAGAUGUACAAAUUGACAUUGAUUUACACCAAGGAGGAAAUCCUUACCAUCUUUAGAAUCUUAAAGAAUCCUGAUAACUAUCCAAUCAUGUACUAUUGUUCAUUGGGUAAAGAUCGUACCGGUAUGGUAUCAGCAUUGCUCUUAUCGGCAUUGGGUGUAUCAAGAGAAGUCGUAAUCGAUGACUAUUCAAAGUCUGAAGCAAAUAUCGCCCAAUUCAUCGACCAAAUUAAGAAAUACUUUACUCGUGUAGGUUUAGCAAAAGAUGAAUUUGUAAGAUCCCAUCGUUGGACUAUGGAGGGUCUUUUGACUUGGAUCGAUAAAAUGUAUGGUAGUGUUCCAGGCUAUCUUGAUAACAUUGGUUUCUCCUAUCAGGAACAAGAGGAACUCAAGGCAAAUCUCAUCGUCACCAAGGAAGAAUAUGACAAUUAUUUGAAUGAAGUUUCAAAAAUCACUGACCUUCAACAAAAACAUGAUGAAUAUGUACAAUUACAGAAAUCAAAGAAAGAUAAAACCCCUCCAAAACUUUUCACUUCCGCUAGUCCAAGAUUUUGGAAACGUCUCUCAUUUUCAAGAGAUUUACAGAUGAUAAAUGAUAACUCUAGAUAA
Molecule: messenger RNA, 1785 nt
Organism: Dictyostelium discoideum AX4
Lineage: Eukaryota; Evosea; Eumycetozoa; Dictyosteliales; Dictyosteliaceae
Exons: 2
Coding region: 1-1785 (594 amino acids)
Molecular function (GO): phosphoprotein phosphatase activity
Source: RefSeq, a predicted model, not a curated record